UAUAGUUCGUAAUCUCGAACUUAACUCAUAUUCAUUUCCAUUUCAAUGUGCAGGGUAUAAAAACAGUUAAGUGAGAAAGUUUCAAGCAUAUUCAGUUCGCAACUGCAGACUUAUCAAAACCAAACUCACAAAAAUGUUCAAAUUCACUGUUGUUCUUUUCGCUCUUGUUGCGUGCGCUGCUGCUAAGCCUGGUGUGCUUGCCCCAUUGGCUUCUGCUCCCUUGGCUUACUCUGCACCUUUAGCUUAUUCGGCUCCUUUGGCUUACUCGGCACCUUUGGCGUACAAUGCACCACUUUUGGCCUCGGAAGGAAGCAGCCGUAUUGAUAUUCAGAACAACUAUGGUUAUGCUGCUCCUUUGAGCUAUGCUGCUCCACUUAGCUAUGCUGCUCCAUUGGCUUACAGUGCUCCAAUUGCCAAAGUAGCUGCUCCAGUGUUUUUGUAAAUGUUAUGAAGGUUGAAAAAAGGUUAUGAUUAAAAUUGACCGAAAGAAAAUA
This is a messenger RNA of Eupeodes corollae, 494 nucleotides long. Its product is annotated as cuticle protein 21-like. The record is from RefSeq and is a predicted model, not a curated record. The transcript is spliced from 2 exons. NCBI's taxonomy places the organism in Eukaryota, Metazoa, Arthropoda, Insecta, Diptera, Syrphidae. The coding region runs from base 134 to 442 and encodes 102 amino acids.